AUGAAUGCUCAUGAGAAACAUGUUAAAGGAAUGGUAGUGAACUUAUUUCCUAGAAUACUUUUUCGUACCUAUGCAAAACACCAUCCUACACGAUCGUCAGUUUUUAGAACUAAUACAAGGAAACUUUUGAUUGCAGGAUCUACGGUAACUUUUACCAUAAUUUUGUAUAAUACAAAUGAGAAAUUCCACGACUCGAUACGGCAUGCUUCUCUGACUACAAAGAGGGUUAGUGUCGUUGGGCAGGCUACGCUGAGAUGUAUAUAUCAUUAUAAGAAGGUUUUAAACAAAAAAUUCAAGGAUCAAGAUUUGCGAACUAUUGAGUUAAAUAAGACUCAUAAACGGUGUGCUUUAAUUACGUUACAUGCAUUAGAAAGAAAUGGUGGCGUCUUUAUUAAAUUGGGCCAACAUAUUGGUGCCAUGUCUUAUAUGCUACCCAAACAAUGGACCGAAACGAUGACUCCAUUGCAGGAUAAAUGCCCCGAAUCUAAAUUUGAGGAUAUAAACCAAAUGUUCAUUGAUGAUUUAGGUGUUGGAAUAAAUCAACUUUUCUCUCAAUUUAACAAAGUGCCUAUAGGUGUUGCAUCAUUGGCACAGGUUUAUACGGGAGAAAUGCGUAACAGUGGUGAGAAAGUUGCAAUUAAAUGUCAGCAUCCAGAAUUGAAAGAGUUUGUACCUUUAGAUGUAUGGUUGACCAAGACAGUUUUCAGUCUGUUAAAUGUUGUAUUCCCUGAAUAUCCAUUGAAGUGGUUGAGUGAUGAACUGCAAUCUUCCAUUUAUAACGAAUUGGAUUUUAGACAGGAAGCCAAGAAUGCAAAAAGAACGUCUGAAUAUUUUAAAGAUUUUACGAAAUUGACAGCAUUGAGAAUACCUCGCGUGAUUAGAUCUGACAGUAGAAUUCUUAUUAUGGAGUACAUUGGUGGUAAAAGAUUAGAUGAUUUGAAUUAUAUGGAUUCUCAUGGUAUAUCCAGAUCAGAAGUAUCGUCAUGUUUAUCUCAUAUUUUCAAUAACAUGAUCUUUACACCUGGUGUAGGAUUGCAUUGUGAUCCGCAUGGUGGUAAUUUAGCCAUUCGUAGAUGUGAAAAGACAAAAGAGAGGCCUUAUAAUUUUGAAAUUAUAUUGUAUGAUCAUGGAUUAUAUAGGUAUCCUGAAACGCAAAUGAGAAGAGACUAUGCGAAAUUUUGGCUGGCAUUAUUGGAUCAAGAUGAAGUUAGUAUGAGGAAAUAUGCUAAGAAAUUUGCCAAGAUAACAGAUAAACAAUUUCCAUUGUUUGCAGCGGCAGUGACAGGGCGUAGUAUUGAUAUUGCAUUGCAUUAUGAUAUUUCCAAGCGAAGAGGACAAGACGAAGUGAGGACGAUGACUAUGGGAUUAUUGGAAGGAACAUUUCUGAGUGACAUAAUGAACAUAUUGAGUAGAAUUCCUCGAAUUGUUCUAUUAAUUUUGAAGACCAAUGAUCUAACGAGAUUUCUUGACGAAACGUUGGAUAAUCCAUUGGGACCAGAGAGAACUUUUCUGAUAAUGACUCAGUACUGUGCUAAAACAGUUUACGACGAAAAAUGUGAAAUAAAUGAUAGUCAAUGCACAGGACUUACAUGGGUGUGGCAUAAAUGUGUCAAUUGGAUAAAUUUCCAAAGACGUAAAGACCAAUUGUACCUGUACGAUUUCAUACUGUGGUGGAGAUCAUUUGUUUUUGGGUUGUUUAGAUACAUUUGA
Messenger RNA from Kazachstania africana CBS 2517, 1710 nucleotides. RefSeq names its product Cqd2p (gene CQD2). Gene Ontology annotation, biological process: mitochondrion organization; lipid homeostasis. The coding region runs from base 1 to 1710 and encodes 569 amino acids. The transcript has a single exon. The record is from RefSeq and is a predicted model, not a curated record. NCBI's taxonomy places the organism in Eukaryota, Fungi, Ascomycota, Saccharomycetes, Saccharomycetales, Saccharomycetaceae. Gene Ontology annotation, cellular component: mitochondrial inner membrane.